This is a messenger RNA of Rhea pennata, 5607 nucleotides long. RefSeq names its product pleckstrin homology, MyTH4 and FERM domain containing H2 (gene PLEKHH2). Gene Ontology annotation, molecular function: actin binding. The transcript has 31 exons. The record is from RefSeq and is a predicted model, not a curated record. The coding region runs from base 219 to 4718 and encodes 1499 amino acids. Gene Ontology annotation, biological process: negative regulation of actin filament depolymerization. NCBI's taxonomy places the organism in Eukaryota, Metazoa, Chordata, Aves, Rheiformes, Rheidae. Gene Ontology annotation, cellular component: cytoskeleton; cytoplasm.
AGCGCCCCAGAGCCCGGACGGCGCCGAGCGCGGCAGCGCCGCUACCCACGGCCGCGCCAGGAGACCAGAAUCCAGACUGUCUGCCCAGAUCAAUCCACAACUGAAACUUCUCCUUCCAUUGUAAAGUAGGAGACUCUACUGCUUGGAAGUGCCACUGUACGUGGGGACUCUGCAGGAGGAGAAGGGGCCGAGGGCAGGAUACGGGACAACGCAUAAAUAUGGCUGAUAUUUCAGAGCCAGAAGGUACUAUUAACUGGAAGGAAAGAUGUUUAACUCUGGAGACACAGUUAAUGAAGUUUCGUAUUCAGGCAAGCAAGAUCAGAGAGUUGUUAGCAGAAAAGAUGCAGCAGCUUGAGAGACAAGUUAUAGAUGCUGAUCGUCAAGCACAGAGGGCUUUUCAGCAGGUGCAAGUUAUGGAAGAAAAAUUAAAAGCUGCUAACAUUCAAACAAGUGAAUCAGAAACCAGGUUGUAUAAGAGAUGUCAAGAUCUGGAGAUGCUGAUACAAGAAAAAAAUGAUACAAUACAAAAAUUGGAGCAACAACUGGAAGAACAGAAGCAAGUAAGACUACAAGAAGCUAAAAUUAUAGAAGAAAAAGCAGCUAAAAUAAAAGAGUGGGUGACAGUCAAGCUCCAUGAGUUAGAAGUGGAAAAUCAGAACCUUCGCUUGAUGAACCAAAAGCAAACAAAAGAGAUGAAAACAGUACAAUCUAAACUGCAAGAAGCUACGACCAAGAAAUCAGUUACUUCAACACAAAAACCUGGAGAAGGUCAGCGACUAAGCGGUUUGACUUUUGGAUGCUUUUCAAACCGAGCAAAAAGUCCUCAACCAUCUCCUAAAUUUCAAGAAAUAAGCAAGUCAUCAUCUAAAGAGUCAGACUACACUGAAAGCAAAGACAUAAUAGAGAAGGAUAUCCUGGAAACUACCUUUGCUAGUCCUGCACAUGACAGCAAUAAAGGUCAGAAGAUAUUGCCACAAAGUUCUUCUGGAUCAGAGCAGAAUAAAAAUGUGAGAGUGAGCUAUUUAUCAAAAGAUGUAGACAGUGACAUGUCAAAGAAUUCCUGCACUACUGGCAGUGACUGGAGCUCAGAUGAGGAUGGAGGAGACAAUAAAGGAUUAAAAUCUAGAUGUGUGUCGACUCUCUCAAGUCACACAUCUGAAGAGAACACAAGGUACAGCAGACUGGAGAACGAAAUGUAUUUGACAGCAUCUGAUGACAGUAGUUCUCUAUUUGAAGAAGAAGGCUUUGGUGUCCAAAGGACUCAGCACAAAAAGCUGUACUCCUGGCAGCAAGGAUCCCAGAGAAAAGGUCAGAACAAUCCAACUGGAAAGUGCAACUCGGACCUAAGUAAAAAGAAGGACCAAGAUAGCUCUUCAGAUGAACUGAAUAAGAAAUUUCAGUCUCAGAGACUAGAUUAUUCAUCUUCAUCCAGUGAGGCAAAUACCCCAAGUCCAAUUUUAACCCCUGCUCUAACACCUAAACACCCAAUCCUAGCAACUUCUGCAGGUUCUCAAUACAUAACACUGUCAGAUUCUCCCUCAAAUUUGCCACCUCCAAAGUUACGGACUCCCAAUGUGCUUAGUUUAAAUUUAGCAUUGGCAAAAAAGCAUUUAAGCCAGCCCCAGCUGAGUUCUGACAGGAUGUUUGGUAGAAAUAGAAAUGCUAUAAGCAUGAUACGUCCAUGGAGACCUCAGGAAACAGACAUUGAUCUGGUGGAUGGAGAAGAUACAGAUAUUUUGGAGAAAAUGGAGAUUGGCUCUGAUGAAGGAGUGUUCACCUAUGAUUGCACGGAAAUGCAGAAUGUUGAAGCCCAGGAACCUUGUGAUAUGACAAAAAAAGGUGCUAGCAACAAACCUCCAACCCCUCCAUUGCAUCGAUUUCCCUCCUGGGAAAGCAGAAUUUAUGCUGUAGCCAAAUCUGGCUUACGGGUGUCUGAAGCUUUCACCAUGGACUCUCUUAGCAAAAGUGCGAUUUCACAAACUUCAUAUUCCAUACCUGGAUUAUAUACAUCUUUGAUAUAUAAGAACAUGACCACUCCUGUCUACAGCACUUUGAAAGGGAAGGCAACUCAAAUAAGCAAUAGCCCAUUCAUAGACGAAUCUUCAGGAUCUGAGGAAGAAGACAGCUCUCGGUCCAGCUCGAGGACUUCUGAGUCCGAUUCCCGAAGCAGAAGCGGCCCAGGUAGUCCUCGGGCUAUGAAACGAGGUGUGUCUCUGUCUUCUGUGACCUCAGAAAGUGACUAUGCUAUUCCUCCAGAUGCAUAUUCAAUAGAUACAGACUAUUCAGAGCCAGAGCAGAAACUUCCUAAAACCUCUUCCUCAUCUAGUGAUAAUGGAAAAAAUGAACCUUUGGAAAAAUCUGGAUAUCUAUUAAAAAUGGGUGGUAAAGUAAAGACCUGGAAACGACGGUGGUUUGUGCUUAAAGGAGGAGAAUUACUAUACUACAAAUCUCCAAGUGAUGUAAUUCGAAAACCUCAAGGCCAAAUUGAGCUAAAUGCAUCUAGCCACAUUGAGAGGGGUGAUGGAAAACAAACAAUUCAGUUGACCACAGAAAAACGAACAUACUACCUGACUGCAGAUUCUCCAAAUAUCUUAGAAGAAUGGAUCCAAGUACUACAGAAUGUUCUUAAAAUACAGGCUGCUAGUCCCCUUUUCAUACAGCCUGAAAUCAAGCCAACGAUGAAAGGAUUACUUACAAAGGUGAAACAUGGAUACUCCAAAAGAGUUUGGUGUGCCCUAGUUGGAAAAAUUCUGUAUUAUUUCCGUAAUCAAGAAGACAAGUUUCCUCUUGGUCAAAUCAAGCUUUGGGAGGCUAAGGUUGAAGAAGUUGAUAGAUCAUGUGAUUCCGAUGAAGAUUAUGAGGCUAGUGGCCGCAGUUUGUUAUCAACACAUUACACUAUUGUUAUCCAUCCCAAAGAUCAAGGACCUACUUAUCUUCUUAUAGGAUCCAAACAUGAGAAGGACACGUGGCUUUAUCAUCUGACAGUUGCAGCUGGAAGUACCAGUGUAAAUGUUGGAUCUGAGUUUGAACAACUUGUUUGCAAAUUAUUAAAUACAGAAGGUGAUACCACUUCUCAGAUUUGGAGACAUCCUACCCUUUGCCACAGCAAAGAAGGAAUUGCUUCCCCUCUUACAACAUUACCAUCAGAGGCCUUGCAAACUGAAGCAAUUAAAUUAUUUAAGACCUGCCAGUUGUUUAUAAAUGCCGCAGUUGACUCUCCUGCGAUUGACUACCAUGUAUCUUUGGCCCAAAGUGCUUUGCAGAUCUGCCUCACACAUCCUGAACUUCAGAAUGAGAUCUGUUGCCAGCUUAUUAAACAGACUAGACGUCGACAUCCACAAAACCAGGCAGGACCAAUACAGGGCUUGCAGCUCUUGGCUCUCUGCGUUGGACUCUUUCUCCCCCAGCACCCAUUCCUUUGGCUUCUUAAACUUCAUUUAAAGAAGAAUGCAGAUUCCAGGACUGAAUUUGGGAAAUAUGCAAUAUAUUGUCAGCGCUGCGUAGAGCGUACCCAGAAGAAUGGAGACCGAGAAGCCAGACCUUCCAGAAUGGAAAUCCUUUCAACCCUUCUGAGGAAUCCCUACCAUCAUUCCCUGCCCUUUAGCAUUCCAGUUCAUUUCAUGAAUGGCAUAUAUCAGGUUGUUGGCUUUGAUGCCUCAACCACAGUGGAGGAAUUUCUGAACACCCUGAACCAGGAUACAGGAAUGAGGAAGCCAGCUCAGUCAGGAUUUGCACUAUUUUCUGAUGAUCCCUCUGGCAAGGAUAUAGAGCACUGUCUUCAAGGGAACAUCAAGAUCUGUGACAUUAUUUCAAAAUGGGAGCAAGCCUCCAAAGAACAACAUCCUGGGAAAUGUGAAGGCACAAGGACUGUCCGCCUUACUUAUAAAAAUAGGCUCUACUUUGCAGUUCAAGUCCACGGUGAGACAGACAGAGAGAAGCUGCUGUUAGUAUAUCAGACAAAUGAUCAAAUAGUCAAUGGACUUUUCCCUGUAAACAAAGAACUGGCAAUGGAAUUGACAGCUCUUUUAGCGCAGAUAGAUAUUGGAGAUUUUGAAAGGCCUUUCUCAACUCCAGCAGGGCAGGUCACUUCCCACUCCAAGUCCAAUCAAACAUUAAAACAAGUUUUGGAGAGAUUCUAUCCUAAGAGAUACAGGCAUGGUUGCUCAGAGGAACAAUUAAGACAGCUUUGUCAGCGAUUGUCUACAAGAUGGAUGGCUCUCAGGGGGCACAGUGCUGCAGACUGUGUGCGCAUUUAUCUCACUGUAGCCAGAAAAUGGUCCUUCUUUGGUGCUAAAUUGUUUGCAGCAAAGCCUGUAGCAGCAUCCUCACUUGAGAAGUCUUUCAUAUGGUUUGCUGUACAUGAAGAUGGCAUAAGCAUCCUAGAUUACAACUCUAUGCGAUUAACAGUUUCAUAUACAUAUAAGAGUCUGAUGACUUUUGGAGGCUAUCAAGAUGAUUUUAUGUUGGUUGUUAACAAUGCUCAGACAAAGGACAAAUCAACUGAAAAACUCCUUUUUACCAUGACAAAACCGAAGAUUCUUGAGAUCACUCUACUGAUUGCCAGCUAUAUUAACAACUUUCAUCAGCAAAAAGGAGCUGCUCAUCAUCUCUCUGCUCCAGCACUACUGACACCUCAAACUGGACAGAAACUCAAGGAAAUGGGGAGUCAGCCCAUUCUCACAAACAACAGACCAACUAAAUGUCCCACUUUGUUAUGAAAGGAUUAGGUAUCUUGUUAAUGUGUCUUAUUUAUAUGGUUUCUAUACUGAUUGAACACUUUCUGGUGUGCAAGAUAUACGGCAUAAGCAGGUCUAUAAACAAAAGAAAAGUGGAUAAGUUUACGUUCAUUUCAGUCAUAUAUAACAGGAGCCCUCCUUCAAUUAAAACCCUGGCCUAACCUGGAAUGAAGAAGAUGAGCCAGUUUUUGGAUUCUGCUUUACUGGGGGUGGCUUGUCCCUACAGCUCAGAAAUAAAUGUGUCUGUUGUUAGUGAUGGGGAAAAGUGCCUUUUUUCUCUAUAUAAACCAAUUCUAUAGGUCUUAGUCAUUUUCAAGAUGUUUUCUCAGGGACCAAACUGUCUUCAACUCUUCACCUUUAUUUCUCAAUGUUAUACAAGUUGUAUAACCAUUAUGAAAAAGAAUUUUUGUUUUAAAAGAAAGGUCAAACACAGAAAAUUUUCUAUCUCCAGGACCACCCCCCCCCCUUAUUUGCAGUACAAGCACCAUGGGACUAAAAAGAAUGAAUUAAUUUGUUUCUACAUUUGGGGGUUUUAUUAAAGACAGAAAUACUUCAUAUAACUGUCAUAUAUCUAUAGUGUAUUCUCAUGAAUACUUUUAGCCUUUGUUAUAAAGCUAUUUACUUGGCAAAACUUCAGCCUUAGCCUGGUAAAUUUCUAAAUAAUGCCUCUCUGCCUGUAGCAUUUUGGAAAAAUCAAAAUUGGGCAGGCACUGUAUUUAGUACAGUUUUAUUAAACAAGAACCCUUACCUAAUUUCUUCUUUAACACAAAAUAAUAAUAUAAUCUAGAUACGAGAAUGACUCACAGUUCAAAACGCAAGAAUAACACAGAAAGACAUUGUUGAAUUGCUGUAUGUAACUUUGGAGAUAUAA